Darwinula stevensoni is the source of this 234-nucleotide messenger RNA. The record is from the annotation of a GenBank genome assembly. Lineage: Eukaryota; Metazoa; Arthropoda; Ostracoda; Podocopida; Darwinulidae.
AUGAGGAUCGAAUCUCAAAGGCUGCAAAAAAAAGCGAUCGAAAACCUCAGCGACUGUUUCGUCCCUCCUCAGACGACGGCGGACGACCGCCACACGGACGCGCUCUGGCAGUCGCUGAAGAGCGUGUUGGAGAAGAUCCUGCGGAAGGACUGCUACGGGCUGAGCUCCGAGGAGCUGCAGCGCGCGGUGCGGGCCAUGGUCCUCGGCAGGCAGGGGAGGAGGCUCUACGCCUGA